Molecule: messenger RNA, 195 nt
Organism: Lottia gigantea (owl limpet)
Lineage: Eukaryota; Metazoa; Mollusca; Gastropoda; Lottiidae
Exons: 1
Source: RefSeq, a predicted model, not a curated record
GGUAAGAGUUUCUAUCGUUCUGGCGAGAGUUUUUAUCAUUCUGGUAAGAGUUUUUAUCAUUCUGGUAAGAGUUUUUAUUAUUCUGGUAAGUGUUUUUAUCAUUCUGGUAAGAGUUUUUAUCAUUCUGGUAAGAGUUUUUAUCAUUCUGGUAAGAGUUUUUAUCAUUCUGGUAAGAAUUUUUAUCAUUCUGGUUAG